Molecule: messenger RNA, 660 nt
Organism: Hydractinia symbiolongicarpus
Lineage: Eukaryota; Metazoa; Cnidaria; Hydrozoa; Anthoathecata; Hydractiniidae
Product: basic proline-rich protein-like
Exons: 3
Coding region: 1-660 (219 amino acids)
Source: RefSeq, a predicted model, not a curated record
AUGUUUCCUUUAUACAAGGCACCAUUGCAAAGUAACUUUCACUCAUUCUAUUAUUUCGUAAACGCACCGCACUCCAUAAGAAAAGGAAGAUAUCAUUUAUAUAUCUUAUUUCUACUUUGUAGACAAAAUGAUGGCCAGUCAGUCCAUGUGAGAGAGCGUCGGAGGAGGAGAGUAAAUCCGCCACCACUACCACCGCAGCCACCACCCGCAGCAGCACCACCACAAGACGCUGUACCAGAUGCACCACCACCCCCACCACCACCAGGCGCUCUACCAGCUGCACCAGCACCACAACCGCAAACUGUACCAGCAGCACCAGCACCACAACCAGAAGCUGUACCAGCAGCAGCGCAAGCACCAGCACCAUCACCACCAGAAGUUGUACCAGCCCCACCAGCACCACAAUUGGAAGCCGCACCAACUGCACCAGUACUACAAGAUGCACCGGAAGCAAUACCGGCCGCAGCUCCAGCUGCACCAGCGCUACCACAACCCGCAGCAGCUGAGCAGUUUCAUGUUACUCAGGUGGAUACACUGAAAGACUUUCAGGCUUGGAUUGAACGCACCCCGUUAUGGUUCAAAAGGUACCUGGAUGCACGGGAGGAUCGGAUUCACGCAUUGAGACUCGUGUUGAGACUAAGAAUGUUUUGUGAGGAUUAG